UAAGCCUAAUAAUAAAUUUUGGUAAGCCCAAAUUGAAGAAGAAGAAGAAAGAAUCUACAACAUCGCUUGCUCGGUGGUGCAGUAAAAAUGGCGUGUGUGCAUGACCAUAGCUGUGAAGACCAUGAUUGUUCCUCUGAUUGGUCUCUCUACAAACACAUUGAUCUCGAAAAGGUAUCUGCUUUGAAUGAAGCAACUCCUGGUAGUGUUAAAUCAGUUUUCAAAGCUUGGGAACACCGUUUGAAUACUUCUGGGGAACACUUGGAAAGCAAUGAGGGUGAUCCUGAGUUAAUUGUAUUCAUUCCAUUCACUUCGGACGUAAAGAUUAAGAGCAUAUCCAUAGUUGGCGGAGCUGAUGGAACAAGCCCUUCCAAGAUGAGAGCGUUCAUCAAUAGAGAUGGCAUUGACUUUUCAGAUGCACAAAGCAUGCAAGCCAUUCAGGAAUGGGAUUUGGCUGAGAAUUUGCAAGGAGUAUUGGAAUACCAGACAAGGUAUUCUAAAUUUCAAGGUGUGGGAAAUAUUACAUUGCACUUUCCUGAUAAUUUUGGAGGUGACACUACCAAAAUACACUAUAUUGGCCUUAAAGGCGAAGCUACUCAGUUAAAGAGGGAUGUCGUUGCCACUAUUGUUUACGAGCUUAUGCCAAACCCUUCUGAUCACAAGACACGUGCUGAAAGCGGUGGAGGUCUUUCACAUGUCGGGUGAAAAUACACGAAUGGUUUUAUUUUGUUACUGGAUAACACUACCUCUCGGGCGCAAAAGAAUACAGUUGGAUAGCUAGAAAAUAUCAUGCCAUGAAAUAAUUUGGUCCCGGAGUCGAUGUAAGUUACAUAUGAAAUUCUGUGGCUAGAUACUUGUUGAUCUGGACGAUGAAUAUUGUUAUGUUAUGUUAUGUUAUGUGAUGAGUUAUAACAAUAUAAAUACCUUUGUAGAUCAAUGGAAACACUAAGCAUUAUAAAUUUGAUUAAAUUCGUUUCUCUAUACCAUUGAAAGAA
Messenger RNA from Medicago truncatula (barrel medic), 992 nucleotides. RefSeq names its product PITH domain-containing protein 1. The transcript has 9 exons. The coding region runs from base 88 to 702 and encodes 204 amino acids. The record is from RefSeq and is a predicted model, not a curated record. NCBI's taxonomy places the organism in Eukaryota, Viridiplantae, Streptophyta, Magnoliopsida, Fabales, Fabaceae.